Batrachochytrium dendrobatidis JAM81 is the source of this 2168-nucleotide messenger RNA. RefSeq lists its product as uncharacterized. Gene Ontology annotation, molecular function: metal ion binding; ATP binding; propionyl-CoA carboxylase activity. The record is from RefSeq and is a predicted model, not a curated record. Bases 1 to 2148 code for a protein of 715 amino acids. The transcript has 11 exons. Lineage: Eukaryota; Fungi; Chytridiomycota; Chytridiomycetes; Rhizophydiales. Gene Ontology annotation, cellular component: mitochondrion.
AUGUCGUCCUUCUUUCGUCUGUCUGCUGCUAUUCCAGCUAGGCAGGCAUUGGCUGGUUCUGUUCACUCCAAAUCUCUCAUCAGGUUUUCUUCCACCACUGGUUAUGGAAAGACAUUCGAUAAGAUCUUGAUUGCUAAUCGUGGCGAGAUCGCAUGCAGAGUGAUUCGUACAGCCAAGAAAAUGGGCAUCAAAACUGUAGCAAUUUAUUCUGAUGCCGAUAUCAACUCUCUUCACGUUCGUUUGGCUGACGAGGCAAUCAACGUAGGCCCUCCUGCUACCAGCAAAAGCUAUUUGAAUAUUCCAAACAUCAUUGGUGCUAUCAAACAGACUGGUGCACAGGCUGUUCAUCCUGGUUAUGGGUUUUUGUCGGAAAACAGCCAGUUUGUGCAUGCACUGGAUGAGAUUGGUGCUGUGUUCAUUGGUCCCAAUGAACGUGCCAUGGCUGCAAUGGGUGACAAGAUUCAGAGUAAAAUAAUUGCCAAGGAAGCCAAGGUUACUACUAUUCCUGGAUUCAAUGGUGUCGUGGAAAAUGUCGAUCAUGCCGUCAAAAUUGCAAAUGAGAUUGGCUAUCCUGUCAUGAUCAAGGCAUCUGCUGGCGGUGGUGGAAAGGGCAUGCGUAUUGCAUGGAAUGACAAGGAAGCUCGUGAAGCAUUCAAGAUUUCUUCUUCCGAGGCACUCUCCAGUUUUGGUGACAGUCGUCUUCUCGUAGAAAAGUUUAUUGAAGAUCCACGCCACAUUGAAAUUCAAUUGAUUGGUGAUCAGCACGGAAAUACCAUUUAUCUUCCAGAGCGUGAAUGUUCCAUUCAACGUCGUAAUCAAAAGGUGAUUGAAGAAGCUCCUAGCGUCCAUAUCGAUAUUGCUACUCGCAAGGCAAUGGGUGAACAGGCGGUCGCUCUUGCCAAAAAUGUUGGUUACUAUUCGGCUGGUACUUGUGAAUUUCUUGUUGAUCCCAAACGCAACUUUUACUUUUUAGAGAUGAACACUCGUCUUCAAGUCGAGCAUCCAAUCACAGAGUACAUUACUGGACUUGAUCUUGUUGAACAAAUGAUUCGUGUUGCUGCCAAACAAAAGCUUGGUUUUACGCAAUCUGAUAUCAAAAUCAAUGGUUGGGCCUUUGAGUCGCGUGUGUAUGCUGAAGAUCCUGAAAAAUACCUUCCUUCUAUUGGUCGUCUCAACAGAUACAUUGAGCCAGCAAUUCCGGCUUCAGGAAGUGUCCGCUGUGAUUCGGGUAUUGUUGAGGGAUCUGAAAUUUCAAUUUAUUAUGAUCCACUUAUUUGCAAGCUCUGCACACACGGCCCCACUCGUGAAGCUGCCAUGAAAGAGAUGCAGCAUGCACUUGACACGUACGUUAUCAAGGGUGUCACGCACAACAUUCCACUUCUCCGUGAUGUCAUUAGCCAUCCCCGUUUUCAAUCUGGAAAAAUAUCAACUGGGUUUCUUGCUGAAGAAUACCCUACUGGAUUCAAGGGUCAUAAACUGACCCCCCAGAGCCAUCGCGAACUACUGUCUGUUGCUGGAUAUAUCUUUGCUCGUCGCGACCUUCGCAACCGUAGCUGGAUAGAUGGCGGUGGUUCAGUUUCCCAGGGGGCAAACAAAAAGUCCGAAUGGGAUCUUCACAUUAGUACUGGAAACGGUCAUUACGAAAAUGUCACUGUGGUUAAACAGGGCGAUACAUUUGUGAUCACUGCCAAGGGUGAAUCUGUUACAGUUUCUGCAAACUGGGCACUGGAAUCUCCACUGAUCAAUGCCAAGCUUGUUCAUGAUGGUGCUGAUUCGUCUGUUGUUGUUCAAUACCUUGAAAGCCUUCCACUCGGUUUCCGAUUGCAACAUUACGGCUCCAAAUUUGAUAUUCAAGUUCGCACAAAAACACAGCAGGAUCUAUCUAUUCAUAUGAAAGAGCGUGAGAAGCUUGAUCUCACUCGCAUGAUCUUAUCUCCAAUGCCUGGCUCGGUUGUCAGUAUAUCGGUCAAGGUCGACGAUGUGGUGUCUGAAGGAUCUGAGCUGGCUGUUGUUGAAGCCAUGAAAAUGCAAAACGUCAUUCGCGCACCUAGAGCUGGCAAAAUCAAAAAGGUGAAUGUGCAAGCAGGUGCAAGCGUUGCUGGCGAUGAGAUCAUGAUCGAGUUUUAUGAAGACCAAGUCAAGAAAUAGUAAUAAAACUGCUAUUCACC